AAAGUUCAAGCCGCGUGCUGUUAGUAGUAGACAAAAACAUAGAUUGAGCAGAAAACCUGAGCUGUGAGGGAAGUCAACGCGAUUUAACAAAUAAAGACAUGUUCGUGGCGUAAUACUGUAUUUUAAAUCCGUCUUCGAUCCUGAUAAAGUUACAGGCAUAUCAGCAGAGUACCUGGAGUUCCUCGGGUCCUUCUCCUCUAGUGUCAUUUGACGCGUCAAACCAAAACAUUUAUUAGAGGAUGCCCCAGCAGUAGUUAUCAUCUGUUGUUAUUAAAUGUCAAAAACGGACCAUUAACUAAGCAUCUCGAGUUACUUCUGAGGCUUCAUCGCAAUACCCGGAAACAAUUAUGUGACAUCGGAGGAAGAAGAGCCUCAUCAUCAGAGCAGAAAAUCUAGAGUCGCGUCAUCAUUUCCGGGCUCCCGGUCAUCGCCGGUAGAGUGGAUCGGGACGCAGGAGCGCGGGGGACGGGGAGCGGAGCGGUGUCCGUGUCCAUACCGAAACUGCGGGACGACAGCAUGGCCGCCGGGAAGGCAGCGAGCACACCGUCUCUCUGGCAGAACGAGCGGCUCCGGUUCAUCGUGUGCUUCUGCGGGGUGUUCGUCUGUUACCUCUACUACGGGAUACUGCAGGAGACGAUCACGCGAGGAGACUACAGUCACGCGGGGAAGAAGGAGCAGUUUCGUUACGCCAUCACACUAGUCUUCAUCCAGUGUAUCAUCAACUCCGCUUUCGCCAGACUCUUGAUUCAGAUAUUUGAGAGCUCAAAGCAGGACCACACGAGAAGCUGGCUGUACGGCAUGUGCUCUCUCUCUUACCUUGGUGCCAUGGUGUCCAGUAACUCGGCCCUGCAGUAUGUCAACUACCCCACACAGGUGUUGGGAAAAUCUUGUAAACCGAUUCCAGUGAUGAUUCUGGGUGUCAUAAUCCUAAGGAAGAGAUAUCCCAUGGCGAAGUAUCUGUGUGUGUUUCUAAUCGUCACCGGGGUCGCUCUCUUCCUCUACGAACCCAACAAAGGCUCCAGCACAUCAGAUGAACACACAUCUGGUUUUGGAGAAAUGCUACUGCUGCUGUCUCUGACUCUGGAUGGGCUGACCGGUGUAACUCAGGACCACAUGAGGGCACGGUACCAGACAGGAGCCAAUCACAUGAUGCUGAACAUCAACAUGUGGUCCACACUGGUCCUAGGAAUAACUGUGCUUUGGACAGGGGAGGUGUGGGAGUUUUUGGCAUUUGCUGACCGCUAUCCUGGCAUCAUCUAUAAUAUCCUCCUGUUCGGUAUCACUAGCGCUCUUGGACAGACUUUCAUCUUCAUGACUGUGGUGUAUUUUGGGCCGCUCACCUGUUCCAUCAUCACAACCACACGGAAGUUCUUCACCAUCCUGGGGUCUGUGCUGCUGUUUGGGAACAUCAUCAGCCCUAUGCAGUGGUUUGGUACCAUCCUCGUCUUCCUCGGCCUUGGACUGGAUGCCAAAUUUGGAAAGUCUCCUAAGAAGACGACAUACUGAAGACUGGAACCCGGUGUGUGCCUGCGUUUGAACCCCUGAAACAAACAUAGACAUUUACUCUAAAACCUUUACCACACUAACUUCAUAAGUGGUGUACUUAAGAGAUGACGUUUUAGCACUCAAAAUAUUGUUAUGCUGAUGUUCGGAACAUUUAAUUAUGGGAUAUAUUUGCCCUUCAUCUUGCAAAAUGGUAUCCUUGGAAACAGAGGGACAGUGCUAAUGUGUGUCUGUGCCUAAUCAUAAUCUGUCAUGCUCAUAUGGCAAAAUCGAAAAGAUAAAGGUUGGAUAAAGAUCCAAUUUAAAACUGUAGUCUAUAAAAUGUAGACACACCACAGUUGAUUGUAUUCCUUGAAGACUCCCUCCAGCGAGGCAGCGACUGAUUUUUGUAACUACCCCACUUCAUACUUUUGACACAUUUCUAUAAAUGCCUCCUAGAUAUUUGAGAAGUACAGGGA
Molecule: messenger RNA, 1961 nt
Organism: Carassius carassius (crucian carp)
Lineage: Eukaryota; Metazoa; Chordata; Actinopteri; Cypriniformes; Cyprinidae
Product: solute carrier family 35 member B1-like
Exons: 10
Coding region: 517-1506 (329 amino acids)
Biological process (GO): UDP-galactose transmembrane transport
Cellular component (GO): Golgi membrane; endoplasmic reticulum membrane
Molecular function (GO): UDP-galactose transmembrane transporter activity; UDP-glucose transmembrane transporter activity
Source: RefSeq, a predicted model, not a curated record